GUUGGCAUCACAGCUCGAAAAACCUCCACACUGCAUCACGCCCUGAGUGGAAUGGAAGAAAAGGACAAGAAAGAACAUGGGGAGUAUAUCGGAGAGAUAAAGGGGGGGCUGCGGCCUUCAAUGAAACUGGUCGUUAUGGGAAUUAUUAACAAAAAACCCAAGAGCAUUGAGGUGAUUGUGUCCAGUAAGCCUCAGGAGGAGGACACAGAGGGCGACGUGGGACUUCAGUUAAAGGUCAACUUCACGGAUAAGGCCGUCCAACGUAACGCCCGCCUGGCUGGAAAGUGGGGUCGAGCUGAAACUACCCUCUCUUUCUUUCCUUUUGCACCAGGAGAAUCCUUCAAGAUGGAGAUAGUUUGUGAGCACCAACAGUUUCGUAUCUUGGUGGACGGACAGCCUCUGUGUGGAUUCACCCACCGGCUCUCUCCGCUUGCCUCCCUCACUGCCUUACGAGUCUUUGGAGAUCUACAGCUCACCAAGGUGGCCUAACACCAGCGAGUAGAAAGAAGCAUACAUUAGGGACGUUCUGGGACAGUAUUCAAAACAUAAGAUUAGAAUAGAGCUACUUUUUGAGUGAAUAAAUGAACCCAUAGUGGGGGUGUCCAAAUAAAGUUACGCCUGCCUCGUAAUGACGUGCUAAGACAAAGUGCCUUCACUAGAUUACCUAUUUGGAGACUUGAAGAUAAUGACUGAAUGUAACAGUCAUCAUUGUCUUAAAUAAACUGGAGAAUGUGAUUUGAAGUGAAUUAAGCAAAUGUGGUCUAAGCUAUAAUAUUUUCCCGUAAGGAACAUUUGUACAAACACGAUGCGUCACGAAGUGCUGCAUCAGACUUUGUACAUUCGGAUCUCAGACGUUUGUCUUUGAUUUCUCUGGAGAUAACCUUUGAAAGCACUUCCGUUUACGAGCGCCUGCAUGAAGAUGAAUGUUCCUGAAAUCAAUUGAUUGUCAUUCUGUGCCCGACUAAGUACUGUAACAGGUGUAAUAAUGUAAAACGAUAGCUUGCGUUAGUGCAUGCCAGUAAUACACACAUUAUGUGUCAUUCUUUUGAGGUUGCCUCCAGAUUCAACACAAAGCUGGAAGGAUUAGAUUUAUGUCACACUUUCUGUUAUUCUACCAUCAUCAGUUUUAGCUUUUUAAAAGCCUCUAACGCCCACAGGUUUGUGUGCUUAGAUUUUUACCACAAGCACUUUUUAUGUGAAUGUUUCAUAUUGACUUUUCUCACCUGCAAUAAAUCACUUUUGUUGUUA
This is a messenger RNA of Morone saxatilis (striped sea-bass), 1248 nucleotides long. RefSeq lists its product as uncharacterized. Gene Ontology annotation, molecular function: carbohydrate binding. NCBI's taxonomy places the organism in Eukaryota, Metazoa, Chordata, Actinopteri, Moronidae. The record is from RefSeq and is a predicted model, not a curated record. The transcript has 4 exons. Bases 52 to 489 code for a protein of 145 amino acids.